Messenger RNA from Penicillium antarcticum, 1764 nucleotides. RefSeq lists its product as uncharacterized. The transcript has 5 exons. Lineage: Eukaryota; Fungi; Ascomycota; Eurotiomycetes; Eurotiales; Aspergillaceae. Gene Ontology annotation, molecular function: transcription cis-regulatory region binding; zinc ion binding; DNA-binding transcription factor activity, RNA polymerase II-specific. Gene Ontology annotation, biological process: regulation of DNA-templated transcription. Gene Ontology annotation, cellular component: nucleus. The record is from RefSeq and is a predicted model, not a curated record. The coding region runs from base 1 to 1764 and encodes 587 amino acids.
AUGGUGAAUCCCGACCAGAACACGAGUGGAAUGCCUGCGCCGUACGGACGGGCUUGCACUAACUGCGUCCGCGCUAAGUGCAAGUGCAUGCUUGCCGCCGAGAGCGAAAAGUGCGAAAGAUGUCUCCGCCUGAACAAGGACUGCAAAACAUCAGAGUCAAAUCGAAAGCGCAAGCGCUCAGCAUCAUCAAAGACACAGCAUCUUGAAGCCAAGCUCGAUAGUAUAGUCUCAAUGCUACAGGCCAACGGCGCAAACGCCGGCCUUCCAGUCGACUGGGAAGCUGCGGCUCAUGCUCAUGCUCUUCGGCAGGCUCCACGCGAUGUCUCCAGCCAGAUUGGAUCUUCCGUUGCUCGAACACCGGCUAGUACUGUUUCGCCAUCGACGACUGAGCAUGGAGGCUCGGCUGUCUAUGAUGAUAUCUCUUCGGCGAUGUCUAUUUCGCCUGCCGCGGCUCAAGAGAAUCUUGACAACUUUCGCAAUCAGAAUCUUCAGUACCUGCCAUUUGUGAAUAUCCCACCUCAUAUUACCUCUGAGCAUCUCCGCAGUCAGCAGCCGUUUUUCUGGACGUGUAUUAUGGCUGUGCUUACCCCAGGUACACUGGAGAGUGAAGGUACAUUUAAGAAGAUUACCGAUUAUAUUCAACAGAGGCUUAUGGCGGAGGCUGCACCGAGUAUGGAUCUGCUUCUUGGGGUUAUGACGUUUAUAUCAUGGGUUACAUAUGCCAAACGGCCGUUCCUUAACUUCUACGCACACAUACUCAUUGGUAUCGUCUCCGACCUUGGCAUUAACAAGAGCGUUCCAAAUGAAUAUUCGACCAUGCAAGCAUUUAAGUGUGCUAUUGGCUGGAGGCCAAAUCCGCCUACAGCAAGAACGCUGGAGGAGCGUAGGGCUGUGAUGGGAUGCUUUCUGAUCACAUCAAGCGUUGCUUUGUCGAUGUUCAAGAUCGAUGCUUUACGUUGGACCCCACACAUGGAAGAAAGUCUUUCGGUACUCGCCGAGGCCAAAGACUGCAAGGAAGAUCAACUCUUGGUCACACUCGUUAAGAUUCAGCUAGUGAUAGACCGAGUUUAUCAUGCCCGCCGGGACGGCGAUUCCCUUAACCCACUGGCCUUUUAUCUGAACUCCUUCCAAACCCAGUUGGAAUGCGUGAAGAGCCAGAUUCCAGUCCAUCUACAGAAAGACAAAGCUGUACUCAUGUACCUAAGCCACGCCGACCUAACCAUAAACGAAAUAUCCAUCGUCCUCCCAGCAGUCCCAAACGCCCCAGACCUUAAACGCCUCGACAGCCUCUACAUCUCCCUAAACGCAACAAAAGCCUGGCUGGACCUCUGGCUAAGCAUCCUACCAAAGCACUACACCGUCAUCUCUUUCGUCAUGUUCUUCCAAUUCACCCGCGCAAUCGUCAACCUAUACAAACUCUCCAUCCUGGAAGACCCAGCCUGGGACAGGACCAUGGUCCGUAAUACCGCCAAUCUUAUCUCAUACCUGGAAAGCAUUGAAGCAAAGCUCAAGGCGGGUGUUGAUCAUAUCCCUACAGUUAAAGGGUCGGAUAUGAAUAUCCUUGAAAAGGGAUUGAAGAUGGUGCAGGGGUUGAAACAGGGCUGGGAACCUAAGUUGAAUGAAGUUUGGUACGAUGCCCCUAUAAACCAGGGGAUUUUGCAGGCUGGUAUGGGUGUGGCAACGCCUAAUGGGCUUGUUCCUGAGGGUCUGCAGUUUAAUGGAUUUGAUGAUUCUUGGAUGAUGGAGAUUUUGGGAUCGCUUUGA